AUGAGAUCUGUUUGGCACAUCUGCCUACUGCUGGCACUGCCCAGCUUUGGCCUGGCCCAGACCUGUGUUGUGGACUCCAUCCCUGUGAAGGCUGACUUUGACCCCAAGAGGUAUGCAGGGAAGUGGUAUGCACUGGCCAAGAAGGAUCCCGAAGGCCUCUUUCUUCAGGACAACAUCUCUGCAGAGUACACCAUUGGGAUGGAUGGCACCAUGACAGCCUCCUCCCAGGGGCGUGUGAAGCUAUUUGGGUACUGGAUGAUCUGUGCAGACAUGGCGGCACAGUACACAGUCCCUGACCCAACCACCCCAGCAAAGAUGUACAUGACUUACCAGGGGCUGGCCAGCUACCUGUCCAGUGGAGGGGAUGACUAUUGGGUGGUGGACACAGACUACAACCACUACGCACUGACCUAUGCCUGCCGGGUUUUGAGGGAGGACGGGACAUGUGCCGAUGGCUACUCCAUUGUCUUCUCCCGAAGUCCUCGGGGCCUCCCCCCUGCUCUCCAGAGGACUGUCCGCCAGAAGCAGGAAGAGAUCUGCUUGUCUGGACAGUUCAAGCCAGUUCUUCAGACAGGGCUCCUCUCCAGGGCUCCCGAUGCCUCCUUUUGGGUGCCCUCAUGCAGCAUCACUGGUGCUUCUGUUUGCGGUCCUCCUCUGCUGCGGCUGCAGCUGCCCUAG
Molecule: messenger RNA, 678 nt
Organism: Vombatus ursinus (common wombat)
Lineage: Eukaryota; Metazoa; Chordata; Mammalia; Diprotodontia; Vombatidae
Product: purpurin-like
Exons: 5
Coding region: 1-678 (225 amino acids)
Molecular function (GO): retinoid binding; retinol transmembrane transporter activity
Source: RefSeq, a predicted model, not a curated record